UGAGAAACCUAUGUUUGUUUUGUAGACUUUCACGACACAUCCCAUGUCAUCUCUCUCAUCAUUUGCAUUAUCAUCUAUUUAUAAAUCAAAAAGACCCCAAAAAGAAAUAUCACUCAGUAUUUGAGUUAUGUGAGCAAUGCCCACUGUGUUUCACUGUUCACUUGAGUGAAUCCUCUUUUGCUGCUCUCAUCUCCUUCAGAUCUGUUCAUGAGCCUAAACUGCUUUUUGGGUAUUGCUUAAAUUUCUCAAUUUGGCACAUUUUUUGAGCUCCAUCAGUGUUUGAUUAAAUUCCCAAACGGAGGCAAUCCCUAAACAAUCAAACACCAGUUUGUAGAAAAAAGCCAUGGAAGAAGAAGAUAACUAUACAAAAGAUGGGACCGUAGAUUACCGUGGUAAUCCGGCCAAUAAGAAGAAAACAGGAACCUGGAAAGCCUGCCCUUACAUCCUAGGGAAUGAAUGUUGUGAAAGAUUAGCAUACUAUGGAAUGAGCUCCAAUUUGGUGCUUUAUUUCAAGCAUCAACUCAACCAGCCGAGUGCAACUGCUUCCAAAAAUCAAUCAGAUUGGUCCGGGACAUGCUACAUCACACCGCUGAUUGGUGCAUUUGUUGCCGAUGCCUAUCUAGGAAGAUAUUGGACCAUUGCCUGCUUCUCAAUCAUCUAUGUCUUUGGAAUGACACUGUUGACAUUGUCAGCGACAGUGCACGGCCUAAAGCCGACCUGUUACGCAAAAGAUGAUUGCCACCCAACACAUGCACAGAGCGCAGUUGUUUUCGUUGCACUUUACCUGAUAGCACUGGCGACCGGUGGGAUUAAGCCAUGUGUCUCAUCCUACGGUGCAGAUCAGUUCGAUGAUGCUGAUGAGACUGAGAAGAAGCACAAGAGCUCUUUCUUCAAUUGGUUCUACUUUUCAGUCAACGUUGGUGCACUCAUUGCCUCUUCUGUGCUGGUCUACAUACAAGACAAUGUGAGUUGGGGAUGGGGUUUUGGCAUUCCAGCGGUGACCAUGGCGAUUGCUGUGGCGAGUUUCUUUUCUGGGACCCGCUUAUAUAGGAACCAGAAGCCUGGGGGAAGCCCUCUGACACGCAUAUGUCAGGUGAUCGUAGCGUCGUUGAUGAAAUAUCGGGUUAAAGUGCCAGAAGAUAAGGCUCUUUUGUAUGAGACUAAUGAUGGAGAGUCUGCUAGUAUAGAAGGAAGCCGCAAGCUUGAUCACACAAAAGAUCUUGGUUUCUUUGACAAGGCGGCUGUGGAGAUACAAUCGGAUCAUAGAAAUAGCUCACUGGACCCAUGGAGACUCUGCACAGUGACACAAGUUGAGGAGCUCAAAGCCAUCGUGCGAUUGCUUCCUAUAUGGGCAACCGGCAUCAUCUUCUCCACGGUCUACAACCAAAUGGGCAAUUUCUUCGUGUUGCAAGGAGAGAGAAUGAACACUCAUGUUGGCAAAAGCAGCUUCAAGAUCCCACCUGCCUCACUAGGCAUUUUUGACACCCUCAGUGUCCUCUUUUGGGUCCCAGUCUAUGAUCGAAUUAUCGUCCCAGUGGCUAGAAAAUACACAGGACACAAAAGUGGCCUGACACAGCUCCAGCGAAUGGGCAUAGGCCUCGUCAUAUCAAUCUUUUCCAUGUUAUCCGCGGGGAUUUUGGAGCUUAUUAGGCUUAAAAUAGUGAAAAAGAACAACUACUAUGAUCUCCCGGAGAUGCCCAUGUCAAUUUUUUGGCAAGUUCCACAAUAUUUCCUCGUUGGGUGCGCGGAGGUGUUCACAUUCAUUGGCCAGUUGGAGUUCUUCUAUGAGCAAGCACCCGAUGCCAUGAGAAGUCUCUGCUCUGCUCUAUCGCUCACCACAGUUGCACUAGGGAACUACUUGAGCUCUCUUUUGGUGACUAUUGUGACCUCUAUUAGUACUAGGAAUGGGAAUCUUGGGUGGAUACCAGACAAUCUCAACCGUGGUCACCUUGAUUACUUUUUCUGGCUUUUGACCGUGUUGAGUGUGCUCAAUUUGGGAGUUUAUCUCUUGGUGGCAAAGUGGUACACCUACAAAAGGCCGGUGGGGACUGUCCGUUCAGAUAAAAAGUAGUCUCAAAAUAAAAUAUUUGGUGUAAAUUAAAAUUUUAGGUGAUGUAAGUUAUACCCAGAAUGAAUCUAGUCUAUACUUCAUUUAUGGACUAUUUUUUCUGAUUUCGUGGCAUUGUUGAAAAUGGAGUGUCAGUGUGUUGUAAGCAAUAUACAUAUAGUCGUGAAAUUUUCUUUUUUGUUUUCUUGGCUUUUACUACUGUGAUUCUAGCUAAAGCUUUGUGUAAAUGUAGUCUGCUUUCAAAUAUCAUCUGCUAUACAGUAUGUAAAGAAAACCACAGUACAUUCUAUGUGGUUGUGUUAGUAGUAUGCUUAA
Molecule: messenger RNA, 2383 nt
Organism: Camellia sinensis
Lineage: Eukaryota; Viridiplantae; Streptophyta; Magnoliopsida; Ericales; Theaceae
Source: RefSeq, a predicted model, not a curated record